Messenger RNA from Protomyces lactucae-debilis, 1182 nucleotides. RefSeq lists its product as uncharacterized. NCBI's taxonomy places the organism in Eukaryota, Fungi, Ascomycota, Taphrinomycetes, Taphrinales, Protomycetaceae. The transcript has a single exon. Bases 165 to 869 code for a protein of 234 amino acids. The record is from RefSeq and is a predicted model, not a curated record.
AGGAGAUGGAGUCGCGGAGAAAUCAGUCCGUGACACACGGGGUCACGGUCUACCGCCAUUCUUUCCAAAGUACCAUUCGCUUGUUACUAAGGGGCUUGGCGCUGCUCUAUGUCGGCGUGAUUCGUCAGCAUGGAGGAAACCUCGAUGCAUGAGUGGGCAGUGUCAUGAAAGUGACAUCGCCAUAUAUAUUCCUGCAUCUGGAAGCGGCAAGACUCAAAGGCGACCCUGCAGCUGUGACAACGUGGCAGCUGGUCUGUUUGUUUGGGAGAAAUGGUGAAAGAAGACAGCGGCCUGGACUGUACAGACAUGUAGUGGACUUGCAAAGUGUAUUGAAGGAGGAAGAGGACCUCUGUCUACCUAAAGAAUCUUUUCAACACUGGUGGAAACUUCGAGGCAAGAUGGUCCACGGAAAUUCAUCUGAUUCGAUCUUCCCCUGCAAUUUCACACUGCAAUUGCAGCAUAUGCAAGGCGAUGCAAGGCGAUACAAAUGCAUGCAAUUGCGACUCAAUGAAAAAGAGAUAACAAAGGUCUUCGAAUCACAUGGUCCCAAGUCACUGUCGCAACAAAUGGCCUUCCUGCUGCUGCGGCGGAAGACAUUCGUACGGUGGCAUCAUAUCAGCAGCUCAUCAAAAUUCUGCAGCGUCAAACAAACUCUUCCAUUUUUCCCCUUCGCACUCAGUCCAAUGAACAACAUUGUAAAUGGCUCUUCGAUUGAGAGUGGGUCGUCUCUGGCGUUACAAGUGGCUCAAGUACGUCUAUGUUUCACUGGUCGUGGUUGGGUUGUUCCUUUGUGGCUGGGGUCUUCUACCUGGGGCACCAUUGCAACUGCCAAGCUUAACCACAUCUGGAGUCCUGUCAACAAUUUCUGAUCCGCCAAUCUUGUCUGCCAUGAAUUAUCGCAAUCUUUCAUCGAUUGCUACUAUGGUUGGAGUGCCAAUCGAAGUACUCCAUUCAAUCAUGCAAAUAAACGACUGGACGCCGAAGACAAUGUCGCAAUCGGAAGUGCCGCACGAGAAUCCCAAAGACACUUCUGAAACAGAUCGUAGAUCCUCAAACAAGCAGAAACGCGUUUUGACAAGUGAUGACGAUGAUGUUGAAGAUGACGAGAGUUAUGGCAAUGUGCUUGAAAUGCACUGUCCCCAGGGUUUCGAGGUAGUGGCCUCCAGGUGUGGUGGGAUUUAG